Lytechinus variegatus (green sea urchin) is the source of this 9765-nucleotide messenger RNA. RefSeq lists its product as uncharacterized. The transcript is spliced from 7 exons. The record is from RefSeq and is a predicted model, not a curated record. Lineage: Eukaryota; Metazoa; Echinodermata; Echinoidea; Temnopleuroida; Toxopneustidae. Bases 1 to 9765 code for a protein of 3254 amino acids. Gene Ontology annotation, molecular function: protein binding.
AUGAAGUCUGAUAUAGCGGCCGGUAUGGGUCAACAAAUUCAAACAGCUGCCAAAGGCCUAGUACCACAAGGAUCAAACGUUAACCAACCAGACAAAAAUGGAAACACUCCCUUGCACAUGGCCACACAAAGUGACAAGGAUAAUGACGUUGGUUUUCUCAGAAAGCGUGGGGCUGAUGUGGAGAAGAAUGGAGAUGGAUUCGCACCCUUACAUCUUGCUGCAUCGUAUGGAAACCUUGAAGCAACCAAAGUAAUAGCCAGUAAUGGAGGAAAAGUGGAAAAAGAGGACAACACAGGCUACAGCCCAUUACUCAGCGCUGUACAGAAUAACCACAAGGAUGUAGUGCAACACUUCCUCAGUCAAGGCACCAGUGUGAAUAAGGUCAAUAGUAAAGGAUGGACACCCUUGUACGUCGCUGCCGGUUAUGGCAAGAUUGACAUGGUGAAAUACCUGAUCAGAGAAGGAGCCGAUGUACAUUGUACCCAGGAAAACAAUUUAUUGCCUUUGGCAAACGCUUCAUCAGUGGGUCAUGUAGAGGUAGUAAAGUACCUUGUAAGUCAAGGAGCUGAUGUGAAUAGGGUUGAUAAUAAUGGUUACAGUGCAUUGCGUGGUUCUGCUGUCAGUGGUCAUAUUGAGGUUACCAAAUAUCUGAUUAGUCAAGGCGCUGAGGUGAAUAAGGAAGAUAAUGAGGGUUGGACUCCUUUGCAUUCUUCCUCUCAAAAAGGUUAUCUGGAUACAUGCAUAUAUCUGAUCAAUCAAGGAGCUGAUGUAAAUAAAGCAGAUAAUAAUGGUUUCACUCCAUUGCACAGUGCUGCACGUAAAGGUCAUCUUGAUGUCAUCAAAUAUUUGAUCAGUCAGGGAGCCGAGGUAAAUAAGGCUGAUAGUAGGGGUUACAUCGCAUUGCGUGAAUCUGUUUUUAAUGGUCAUAUUGAGGUCACAAAAUAUCUGCUUAGUCAGGGAGCUGAAGUGAAUAAGGGAGAUAAUGAGGGCUGGACUCCAUUACAUCUCGCUGCUCACAGACGACAUCUGGAUACGUGUGAAUAUCUGGUCAAUCAAGGAGCUGAGGUAAAUAAAGGAAUGAAUGAUGGUUGGACUGCAUUACACACUGCUGCUCAAGAAGGUCAUCUCGAUACAUGUGAAUAUCUGAUCUAUCAAGGAGCUGAUGUCAAUAAAGCAGAUAAUAAUGGUUUUACUCCAUUGCACAGUGCUGCACUUAAAGGUCAUCUUGAUGUCACCAAAUAUUUGAUCAGUCAGGGAGCCGAGGUAAAUAAGGUUGAUAGUAGGGGUUACAUCGCAUUGCGUGAAUCUGCUUUUAAUGGUCAUAUUGAGGUCACCAAAUAUCUGAUUAGUCAGGGAGCUGAAGUGAAUAAGGAAGAUAAUAAGGGUUGGACUCCUUUACAUUCUUCUUCUCAAGAAGGUUAUCUGGAUAUAUGUGAAUAUCUAAUCAAUCAAGGAGCUGAUAUCAAUAAAGCAGAUAAUAAUGGUUUCACUCCAUUGCACAGUGCUGCACUUAAAGGUCAUCUUGAUGUCACCAAAUAUUUGAUCAGUCAGGGAGCCGAGGUAAAUAAGGUUGAUAGUAGGGGUUACAUCGCAUUGCGUGAAUCUGCUUUUAAUGGUCAUAUUGAGGUCACCAAAUAUCUGAUUAGUCAGGGAGCUGAAGUGAAUAAGCAAGAUAAUAAGGGUUGGACUCCUUUACAUUCUUCUUCUCAAGAAGGUUAUCUGGAUAUUUGUGAAUAUCUAAUCAAUCAAGGAGCUGAUAUCAAUAAAGCAGAUAAUAAUGGUUUCACUCCAUUGCACAGUGCUGCACUUAACGGUCAUCUUGAUGUCACCAAAUAUUUGAUCAGUCAGGGAGCCGAAGUAAAUAAGGUUGAUAGUAGGGGUUACAUAGCAUUGCGUGAAUCUGCUUUUAAUGGUCAUAUUGAGGUCACCAAAUAUCUGAUUAGUCAGGGAGCUGAAGUGAAUAAGCAAGAUAAUAAGGGUUGGACUCCUUUACAUUCUUCUUCUCAAGAAGGUUAUCUGGAUACAUGUGAAUAUCUAAUCAAUCAAGGAGCUGAUAUCAAUAAAGCAGAUAAUAAUGGUUUAACUCCAUUGCACAGUGCUGCACUUAACGGUCAUCUUGAUGUCACAAAAUAUUUGAUCAGUCAGGGAGCCGAGGUAAAUAAAGUUGAUAGUAGGGGUUACAUCGCAUUGCGUGAAUCUGCUUUUAUUGGUCAUAUUGAGGUCACCAAAUAUCUGAUUAGUCAGGGAGCUGAGGUGAAUAAGGGAGAAAAUGAGGGCUGGACACCUUUACAUCUUGCUGCUCACAGAGGACAUCUGGAUACGUGUGAAUAUCUGGUCAAUCAAGGAGCUGAGAUAAAUAAAGGAAAGAAUGAUGGUUGGUCUGCAUUACACAGUGCUGCUCAAGAAGGUCAUCUGGAUAUAUGUGAAUAUCUAAUCAAUCAAGGAGCUGAUGUAAAUAAAGCAGAUAAUAAUGGUUUCACUCCAUUGCACAGUGCUGCACGUAAAGGUCAUCUUGAUGUCAUCAAAUAUUUGAUCAGUCAGGGAGCCGAGGUAAAUAAGGCUGAUAGUAGGGGUUACAUCGCAUUGCGUGAAUCUGUUUUUAAUGGUCAUAUUGAGGUCACAAAAUAUCUGCUUAGUCAGGGAGCUGAAGUGAAUAAGGGAGAUAAUGAGGGCUGGACUCCAUUACAUCUCGCUGCUCACAGACGACAUCUGGAUACGUGUGAAUAUCUGGUCAAUCAAGGAGCUGAGGUAAAUAAAGGAAUGAAUGAUGGUUGGACUGCAUUACACACUGCUGCUCAAGAAGGUCAUCUCGAUACAUGUGAAUAUCUGAUCUAUCAAGGAGCUGAUGUCAAUAAAGCAGAUAAUAAUGGUUUUACUCCAUUGCACAGUGCUGCACUUAAAGGUCAUCUUGAUGUCACCAAAUAUUUGAUCAGUCAGGGAGCCGAGGUAAAUAAGGUUGAUAGUAGGGGUUACAUCGCAUUGCGUGAAUCUGCUUUUAAUGGUCAUAUUGAGGUCACCAAAUAUCUGAUUAGUCAGGGAGCUGAAGUGAAUAAGGAAGAUAAUAAGGGUUGGACUCCUUUACAUUCUUCUUCUCAAGAAGGUUAUCUGGAUAUAUGUGAAUAUCUAAUCAAUCAAGGAGCUGAUAUCAAUAAAGCAGAUAAUAAUGGUUUCACUCCAUUGCACAGUGCUGCACUUAAAGGUCAUCUUGAUGUCACCAAAUAUUUGAUCAGUCAGGGAGCCGAGGUAAAUAAGGUUGAUAGUAGGGGUUACAUCGCAUUGCGUGAAUCUGCUUUUAAUGGUCAUAUUGAGGUCACCAAAUAUCUGAUUAGUCAGGGAGCUGAAGUGAAUAAGCAAGAUAAUAAGGGUUGGACUCCUUUACAUUCUUCUUCUCAAGAAGGUUAUCUGGAUAUUUGUGAAUAUCUAAUCAAUCAAGGAGCUGAUAUCAAUAAAGCAGAUAAUAAUGGUUUCACUCCAUUGCACAGUGCUGCACUUAACGGUCAUCUUGAUGUCACCAAAUAUUUGAUCAGUCAGGGAGCCGAAGUAAAUAAGGUUGAUAGUAGGGGUUACAUAGCAUUGCGUGAAUCUGCUUUUAAUGGUCAUAUUGAGGUCACCAAAUAUCUGAUUAGUCAGGGAGCUGAAGUGAAUAAGCAAGAUAAUAAGGGUUGGACUCCUUUACAUUCUUCUUCUCAAGAAGGUUAUCUGGGUACAUGUGAAUAUCUAAUCAAUCAAGGAGCUGAUAUCAAUAAAGCAGAUAAUAAUGGUUUAACUCCAUUGCACAGUGCUGCACUUAACGGUCAUCUUGAUGUCACAAAAUAUUUGAUCAGUCAGGGAGCCGAGGUAAAUAAAGUUGAUAGUAGGGGUUACAUCGCAUUGCGUGAAUCUGCUUUUAUUGGUCAUAUUGAGGUCACCAAAUAUCUGAUUAGUCAGGGAGCUGAGGUGAAUAAGGGAGAAAAUGAGGGCUGGACACCUUUACAUCUUGCUGCUCACAGAGGACAUCUGGAUACGUGUGAAUAUCUGGUCAAUCAAGGAGCUGAGAUAAAUAAAGGAAAGAAUGAUGGUUGGUCUGCAUUACACAGUGCUGCUGAAGAAGGUCAUCUGGAUAUAUGUGAAUAUCUAAUCAAUCAAGGAGCUGAUAUCAAUAAAGCAGAUAAUAAUGGUUUCACUCCAUUGCACAGUGCUGCACUUAAAGGUCAUCUUGAUGUCAUCAAAUAUUUGAUCAGUCAGGGAGCCGAGGUAAAUAAGGUUGAUAGUAGGGGUUACAUCGCAUUGCGUGAAUCUGUUUUUAAUGGUCAUAUUGAGGUCACAAAAUAUCUGCUUAGUCAGGGAGCUGAAGUGAAUAAGGGAGAUAAUGAGGGCUGGACUCCAUUACAUCUCGCUGCUCACAGACGACAUCUGGAUACGUGUGAAUAUCUGGUCAAUCAAGGAGCUGAGGUAAAUAAAGGAAUGAAUGAUGGUUGGACUGCAUUACACACUGCUGCUCAAGAAGGUCAUCUCGAUACAUGUGAAUAUCUGAUCAAUCAAGGAGCUGAUGUCAAUAAAGCAGAUAAUAAUGGUUUUACUCCAUUGCACAGUGCUGCACUUAAAGGUCAUCUUGAUGUCACCAAAUAUUUGAUCAGUCAGGGAGCCGAGGUAAAUAAGGUUGAUAGUAGGGGUUACAUCGCAUUGCGUGAAUCUGCUUUUAAUGGUCAUAUUGAGGUCACCAAAUAUCUGAUUAGUCAGGGAGCUGAAGUGAAUAAGGAAGAUAAUAAGGGUUGGACUCCUUUACAUUCUUCUUCUCAAGAAGGUUAUCUGGAUAUUUGUGAAUAUCUAAUCAAUCAAGGAGCUGAUAUCAAUAAAGCAGAUAAUAAUGGUUUCACUCCAUUGCACAGUGCUGCACUUAACGGUCAUCUUGAUGUCACCAAAUAUUUGAUCAGUCAGGGAGCCAAGGUAAAUAAGGUUGAUAGUAGGGGUUACAUCGCAUUGCGUGAAUCUGCUUUUAAUGGUCAUAUUGAGGUCACCAAAUAUCUGAUUAGUCAGGGAGCUGAAGUGAAUAAGGAAGAUAAUAAGGGUUGGACUCCUUUACAUUCUUCUUCUCAAGAAGGUUAUCUGGAUAUAUGUGAAUAUCUAAUCAAUCAAGGAGCUGAUAUCAAUAAAGCAGAUAAUAAUGGUUUCACUCCAUUGCACAGUGCUGCACUUAAAGGUCAUCUUGAUGUCACCAAAUAUUUGAUCAGUCAGGGAGCCGAGGUAAAUAAGGUUGAUAGUAGGGGUUACAUCGCAUUGCGUGAAUCUGCUUUUAAUGGUCAUAUUGAGGUCACCAAAUAUCUGAUUAGUCAGGGAGCUGAAGUGAAUAAGGAAGAUAAUAAGGGUUGGACUCCUUUACAUUCUUCUUCUCAAGAAGGUUAUCUAGAUACAUGUGAAUAUCUAAUCAAUCAAGGAGCUGAUAUCAAUAAAGCAGAUAAUAAUGGUUUAACUCCAUUGCACAGUGCUGCACUUAACGGUCAUCUUGAUGUCACAAAAUAUUUGAUCAGUCAGGGAGCCGAGGUAAAUAAAGUUGAUAGUAGGGGUUACAUCGCAUUGCGUGAAUCUGCUUUUAAUGGUCAUAUUGAGGUCACCAAAUAUCUGAUUAGUCGGGGAGCUGAGGUGAAUAAGGAAGGUAAUGAGGGCUGGACACCUUUACAUCUUGCUGCUCACAGAGGACAUCUGGAUACGUGUGAAUAUCUGGUCAAUCAAGGAGCUGAUAUAAAUAAAGGAAAGAAUGAUGGUUGGUCUGCAUUACACAGUGCUGCUCAAGAAGGUCAUCUGGAUAUAUGUGAAUAUCUAAUCAAUCAAGGAGCUGAUAUCAAUAAAGCAGAUAAUAAUGGUUUCACUCCAUUGCACAGUGCUGCACUUAACGGUCAUCUUGAUGUCACCAAAUAUUUGAUCAGUCAGGGAGCCGAAGUAAAUAAGGUUGAUAGUAGGGGUUACAUCGCAUUGCGUGAAUCUGCUUUUAAUGGUCAUAUUGAGGUCACCAAAUAUCUGAUUAGUCAGGGAGCUGAAGUGAAUAAGGAAGAUAAUAAGGGUUGGACUCCUUUACAUUCUUCUUCUCAAGAAGGUUAUCUGGAUACAUGUGAAUAUCUAAUCAAUCAAGGAGCUGAUAUCAAUAAAGCAGAUAAUAAUGGUUUAACUCCAUUGCACAGUGCUGCACUUAACGGUCAUCUUGAUGUCACAAAAUAUUUGAUCAGUCAGGGAGCCGAGGUAAAUAAAGUUGAUAGUAGGGGUUACAUCGCAUUGCGUGAAUCUGCUUUUAAUGGUCAUAUUGAGGUCACCAAAUAUCUGAUUAGUCAGGGAGCUGAGGUGAAUAAGGGAGAUAAUGAGGGCUGGACACCUUUACAUCUUGCUGCUCACAGAGGACAUCUGGAUACGUGUGAAUAUCUGGUCAAUCAAGGAGCUGAGAUAAAUAAAGGAAAGAAUGAUGGUUGGUCUGCAUUACACAGUGCUGCUCAAGAAGGUCAUCUGGAUAUAUGUGAAUAUCUAAUCAAUCAAGGAGCUGAUAUCAAUAAAGCAGAUAAUAAUGGUUUCACUCCAUUGCACAGUGCUGCACUUAAAGGUCAUCUUGAUGUCAUCAAAUAUUUGAUCAGUCAGGGAGCCGAGGUAAAUAAGGUUGAUAGUAGGGGUUACAUCGCAUUGCGUGAAUCUGUUUUUAAUGGUCAUAUUGAGGUCACAAAAUAUCUGCUUAGUCAGGGAGCUGAAGUGAAUAAGGGAGAUAAUGAGGGCUGGACUCCAUUACAUCUCGCUGCUCACAGACGACAUCUGGAUACGUGUGAAUAUCUGGUCAAUCAAGGAGCUGAGGUAAAUAAAGGAAUGAAUGAUGGUUGGACUGCAUUACACACUGCUGCUCAAGAAGGUCAUCUCGAUACAUGUGAAUAUCUGAUCAAUCAAGGAGCUGAUGUCAAUAAAGCAGAUAAUAAUGGUUUCACUCCAUUGCACAGUGCUGCACCUAAAGGUCAUCUUGAUGUCACCAAAUAUUUGAUCAAUCAAGGAGCUGAGGUGAAUAAAGGGGAUUAUAAUGGUUGGACUCCAUUACACAGUGCUGCUCGGAAAGGUCAUCUUGAUGUCACCAAAUAUUUGAUCAGUCAGGGAGCCGAAGUAAAUAAGGUUGAUAGUAGGGGUUACAUCGCAUUGCGUGAAUCUGCUUUUAAUGGUCAUAUUGAGGUCACCAAAUAUCUGAUUAGUCAGGGAGCUGAAGUGAAUAAGGAAGAUAAUAAGGGUUGGACUCCUUUACAUUCUUCUUCUCAAGAAGGUUAUCUGGAUAUAUGUGAAUAUCUAAUCAAUCAAGGAGCUGAUAUCAAUAAAGCAGAUAAUAAUGGUUUCACUCCAUUGCACAGUGCUGCACUUAAAGGUCAUCUUGAUGUCACCAAAUAUUUGAUCAGUCAGGGAGCCGAGGUAAAUAAGGUUGAUAGUAGGGGUUACAUCGCAUUGCGUGAAUCUGCUUUUAAUGGUCAUAUUGAGGUCACCAAAUAUCUGAUUAGUCAGGGAGCUGAAGUGAAUAAGGAAGAUAAUAAGGGUUGGACUCCUUUACAUUCUUCUUCUCAAGAAGGUUAUCUGGAUAUAUGUGAAUAUCUAAUCAAUCAAGGAGCUGAUAUCAAUAAAGCAGAUAAUAAUGGUUUAACUCCAUUGCACAGUGCUGCACUUAACGGUCAUCUUGAUGUCACAAAAUAUUUGAUCAGUCAGGGAGCCGAGGUAAAUAAAGUUGAUAGUAGGGGUUACAUCGCAUUGCGUGAAUCUGCUUUUAAUGGUCAUAUUGAGGUCACCAAAUAUCUGAUUAGUCAGGGAGCUGAGGUGAAUAAGGGAGAUAAUGAGGGCUGGACACCUUUACAUCUUGCUGCUCACAGAGGACAUCUGGAUACGUGUGAAUAUCUGGUCAAUCAAGGAGCUGAGAUAAAUAAAGGAAAGAAUGAUGGUUGGUCUGCAUUACACAGUGCUGCUCAAGAAGGUCAUCUGGGUACAUGUGAAUAUCUGAUCAAUCAAGGAGCUGAUGUCAAUAAAGCAGAUAAUAAUGCUUUCACUCCAUUGCACAGUGCUGCACCUAAAGGUCAUCUUGAUGUCGUCAAAUAUUUGAUCAAUCAAGGAGCUGAGGUGAAUAAAGGGGAUUAUAAUGGUUGGACUCCAUUACACAGUGCUGCUCGGAAAGGUCAUCUUGACAUGUGCGAUUAUCUGAUCAGUGAAGGAGCUGAGGUUGGAAUGGGAGAUGACGAUGAUUGGACCCUCUUUAGUGCUACUCUAAACGGUCACCAAUUCAUCACCAAAUAUUUGAUCAGUCAAGGUGCUAAGGUGAAUGAUAGAUAUAGUAGUGGUCGAACUGCUUUGCACAUUGCUGCUCAGAAAGGCCAUCUUGAAGUCACCAAGUGUCUCAUUUGUCAUGAAGCUGUGGUCAAUAAAACCGAUAAUCAGGGAUGGACCCCCUUGCACGUUGCUGCUGAAGGCGGCCAUUUUGAUAUAUGCGAGUACCUGAUUGGUCAAGGAGCUGAGGUUAAUAAUGUGGAUAUGGAUGGCUGCACUGCCUUACAUCUUGCUAUUGAAGGAGAGCACCUCGAAAUCACCCAGCAUUUGCUUUAUCAAGGAGCUGAAGUGAAUAAAGAAAAUGGCCAGGGUCACACAGCAUUACACACUGCAGUUAAACAUGGUUGCUUCGAUUUUGUUAAAGUCCUCCUUUCAGGAGGAGCAUGUUGUUCAGAGGACACUACUGGUCAGACACCCUUACGUCACGCAUUGACUCUCGGGUUCAAGGAUAUAACCGCUCUACUCAUUGCUGAUUGGAAUUCAAAGAUAUCCAAUGAAUACUACAAUGGUGCGUUACCUCCUGAGAAGGCCUUGGUGUUUUAUCUUCUUGACAAUGGAGCCAGAUUAGAUAUAAAGGACGAGGCAGGCAAUCUACCAAUCGACUAUGCUAAGGAUCAUGUGAUCCAUCAGAUGAUCUUGUUAAGGUCACCUAUAGAGGAUAUUGUAUAUUCAAAAGAUGCACCACCAAGUACUUUUUAUCGUUCCGUUGGAGCCAAAUCAUCUAACAACCAAAACGUUGAUUUAAGAGACCAUGACGUGUCAAUCUUUAUCCCUCCUGGCGCUGUUCUCCAUGAUGACAAGGGUGAGAUUACCCUUACAGUCUUACAAGAGCUCCCCGCUAUCGACCUCCAAGAAGAUGAAUCAGUGGCUUGUUACGGGAUCAGAUGUGAUCCUCCUAACAUGAUGUUCAACAAAACUGUUAAGAUCAGGAUACCACACUCUUCAGUGGUCAAUAAUCCAGAAUUAGUGAAGCCGGACAUCGUUUCUCGGGUAUGGGACCCUGUUAAGGACCUACCAGUAACUUCGCGAAGAAGAACAUCCAACUCAUCGGACGAGCCACCAUACUGCAAAGUGUUCAAGAGACACCUCGAGCUCUACAUCACACACUGCGCUUACUGGUGGGUUCUGAUUCCUCUAGAACAACAGGUGAUUCGACAGAAACUUCUAUGCUCUCCUUACAUCCCAGACAGCAUAGAGAGAGGACAAGAUGUUGACAUUCAUCUUCAUGUUCAUGCCAACCUACCAGGGAUGGAAGAGGUGAGGGACAACAUGUUGCAUAGGAUAGAUGGUUUUGAAGUGUGUGAGGUGAAUGGGCAUUUAAAAGUAAGGGAGAUUCAAAGACAGGAGGAAAAGAGGUUGUACAGAAAGGCUCAUAUUCCAGUUCCAUUCAACAUUGCGACAAAAUCAAGUGAUGUUAGUGUGGCAUCCUUUCGUGAUGAUGGAAAUGAAAGCAGAAGAAUGUUAUAA